Messenger RNA from Condylura cristata (star-nosed mole), 1085 nucleotides. It is a transcript of the gene APOO, whose product is annotated as apolipoprotein O. The coding region runs from base 201 to 797 and encodes 198 amino acids. Lineage: Eukaryota; Metazoa; Chordata; Mammalia; Eulipotyphla; Talpidae. Gene Ontology annotation, biological process: cristae formation. The record is from RefSeq and is a predicted model, not a curated record. The transcript has 9 exons. Gene Ontology annotation, cellular component: MICOS complex.
CGGCUCUGCCACGCCGCGUCCAGCCCAAUUUCCCGAAUUAAGACUUCGCGGGCUCGAAUUGACUAUAACGUCGUCUUCCGCACCGCGGUCCUCUUAGCGGUGUGAGGAAUCAAGGCCCUACCGGGCCGCCGUAGCCGCCUUUUCGUAGUGGGCGGGGCCAAGGCCGGGGUGACCCCGCCGGAGCCGCCGCUGCCAGCGACAUGUUCAAGGUAAUUCGGAGGUCCAUGGGGCCAGCCAGCCUGAGUCUGCUCACCUUCAAAGUCUAUGCAGCCUCGAAAAAGGACCCACCUCCUAAAAUGUCUGUGAAAGUUGAUGAGCUUUCACUCUACACUGUUCCCGAGGGUCAAUCUAAAUAUGUGGAGGAGCCAAGGACCCAACUUGAAGAAAGCAUCUCACAUUUCCGACAUUAUUGCGAGCCAUAUACAAGUUGGUGUCAGGAAAUGUAUUCCCAAACUAAACCCAAGAUGCAGAGUUUGUUUCAAUUUGGCUUAGACAGCUAUGAUUACCUCCAAAAUUCGCCUCCUGGAUUUUUUCCAAGACUAGGUGUUAUUGGUUUUUCUGGCUUUGUUGGACUCCUUUUGGCUAGAGGUUCAAAAAUAAAGAAGCUGGUGUAUCCACCUAGUUUCAUGGGAUUAGCUGCCUCUAUUUAUUAUCCACAACAAGCCAUCGUAUUUCUCCAGGUCAGCGGAGAGAAAUUAUAUGAUUGGGGUUUACGUGGAUACAUAGUCGUAGAAGAUUUGUGGAAGGAGAACUUUAAAAAGCCAGGAAAUGUGAAGAAUUCUUCCGGAAAUAAGUAGAAUACUCCACACUCUACCCGUUUUAAUCAGUUACAGGUAAAAAUUGGAAACUCCAUAAAGUAAACCACUAUUUCUGCAGAAAAAAAUGGCAGAGAAUUCGUUAUUGAAUGUAGCAAAUUGGCUUUCUUCAGGAAAAUCUACAUUAGGCCUCUUUGUUAACUUAAAUGAUGCUGAACUAGACGCGGACUAACUGAAAUCCUUUCACCUAAGAUAAUGUACAAGCCUUAGAACUUCUCGUUCUCAUGUUGCUGUUUAUGUACAUAAUUAAAAUUCUAAGUUAACAAAAAA